Molecule: messenger RNA, 1058 nt
Organism: Homarus americanus (American lobster)
Lineage: Eukaryota; Metazoa; Arthropoda; Malacostraca; Decapoda; Nephropidae
Product: sperm-specific H1/protamine-like protein type 2
Exons: 3
Coding region: 120-785 (221 amino acids)
Biological process (GO): nucleosome assembly; negative regulation of DNA recombination; chromosome condensation
Cellular component (GO): nucleus; nucleosome
Molecular function (GO): structural constituent of chromatin; nucleosomal DNA binding; double-stranded DNA binding
Source: RefSeq, a predicted model, not a curated record
UCAGCUGAUGUUGACGCGCACUCCCACCUCAAUCUUUCUGGUGCUUGCGCGCGUUACUUUGUUGUCCUUCUUGGAUUUAUUAAACCCAUUGAUUACCCUUUAAUCGGUUAGAAUAAAAUAUGUCAGACGAAGACGCCAAGGUAGAGGAGGCCCAGGAAGAGGAUGAGGCAAAGGACGAGGAAGGAGAGGGGAGCGAGGGUGAGGAGGAUGCCAAGGAAGAAGCUGCUGAGCCGCCUAAAAAGCGCGCCAGGAAAGCUGCUCCAAAGCCCAAGGAAGUACCGAAGAAAGGUGUGAGGAAACUACCUACUACUGCCCCUGGAGCUAAAAAGAAGAAGAAGGUAGUCAAAAGGCAUCCCAAGACAAUGGACAUGAUCAUUGAGGCUAUUGAGAACCUGGGAGAGAGAAAAGGCUCAAGUGUGCAGGCCAUUAAGGCGUACAUCCUCCAGAACUUUAAAACUGUACGUACAGACAUGGUCAAAUCCAUGUUGAGGCGUGCUCUCAAUCUUGGCCUGGAGCAAGGUGUUGUAUCACGGCCAAAGGGACAGGCAGACACACAGGUGAUGAGUGGCAGAUACCUUUUGGGCAAGUCAGCUAAGAAGGAAGAUGAAGAUGAGGUUAUGCCUCAGCAGUCCAAACGAGCACAGGAUGCAAAAAAAUCAGCCAAGAAGGGUAAGAAGAAGGGUGGAAAGAAGGCCUCAAAAAAAGUGGCAAAGAGACCUGUUGCCAAGAAGGCAAGUACACCCAAAUCAAAGCGACCGGUGAAGAAAACCAAGGGAAGAAAGUGAGGUGUAAAGGGAGUGUGGGAUAUAUUUUUAUUUAGAAAUUGAUUUAUAUUUCCCAGAGUAUAUAUUAGAUGGUUCAUACUCAUCUUUCAUUAUCAUAUAUUUAUGUAGCUGCUGAGCUAAAUGUGUACCUAGAACUCAAUUUUUAUUUUAUCUGGUGAUUGAAGCAUUUUGUGCUUCAUUGUCACAGCUUAUUCAUCUUUUGUGAUAGUGGAACCAAAUGAAGAUGGUUUAUUCACCUGUGUAGGUGACAGAAUUAAAGAAAUGCCUUUUUUA